Molecule: messenger RNA, 1104 nt
Organism: Ipomoea nil (Japanese morning glory)
Lineage: Eukaryota; Viridiplantae; Streptophyta; Magnoliopsida; Solanales; Convolvulaceae
Exons: 2
Coding region: 1-1104 (367 amino acids)
Source: RefSeq, a predicted model, not a curated record
AUGACAACUAUAAGAACUUUCCUAGCUGUGGCUAUGGCAAAAGGAUGGGAUGUUCAGCAACUUGACAUCAAUAAUGCUUUUGUGCAUGGAGAUCUAGAGGAGGAAGUGUACAUGGUGUUGCCUCCUGGCUUUCGGAAUUAUAAGCCAAAGCAGAUUGCUGAAUUGAAACAAACCUUAGACAAUGCUUUUAAGAUAAAGGAUCUUGGUCAUCUGAAUUUCUUUCUAGGAAUGGAAGCUUUCGGAACUCCUGAUAGGCUUAACAUAUGCCAAAGAAAAUAUGCUUUGGAUAUUUUAAAGGAAAAUGGUUUUCUGGAUGCAAAGCCUGCACAAACACCCAUUACUCCAGGGCAAAAUCUCAAUAAUGUGGAUUGGACCCUGAUGGAUAAUCUUGAAGAAUACAGAAGAUUGGUUGGGAAACUCCUUUAUCUAACCAAUACUAGACCAGAUAUCUCCUAUGUUAUACAACAACUAAGCCAAUUUGUGGACAAGCCUAGAAGCACACAUCUUAUGAUUGCUCAUAGGGUUCUAAGAUUCAUCAAAGGCUCUCCUGGAAAAGGAAUAUUUUUCCCAGCCAACACUCAAAUCAGACUGCAAGGUUUUUCUGACUCUGACUGGGCUUCUUGUGCAAAAACUAGGAAAUCAAUUACUGGUUACUGCAUUUAUCUUGGGCAAUCUUUAAUAUCAUGGAAAUCAAAGAAGCAGGUGACUGUAUCAAGAUCAUCAUCUGAGGCAGAAUACAGGGCCUUAGCAUCCACAACUUGUAAAAUCCAAUGGCUCCUGUACUUGCUAGCAGAUCUUGGAGUAAAACCUACUCAUCCCACUACUUUGUUUUGUGAUAAUCUGUCAGCUAUUGCUAUAGAGGGAAAUCAUGUUUUCCACGAACGCACUAAACACAUUGAAAUAGAUUGUCACAUAGUAAAGCAAAAGGUAUAUGACAAGGUAAUCAAGUUGAUGUCUAUAGCUUCACAGAAACAGGUAGCUGAUGGUUUCACCAAAGCUUUGCCUAAAUUGAGCUUUGAUAACUUUCAUUCUAAGCUGGGCCUUCAAGACAUUCAUGCUCCAACUUACCCGGCGGGGAGGGGGGGGGGUGACAAAAUAUGCUGA